This is a messenger RNA of Medicago truncatula (barrel medic), 450 nucleotides long. RefSeq names its product proline-rich receptor-like protein kinase PERK8. The transcript is spliced from 2 exons. Lineage: Eukaryota; Viridiplantae; Streptophyta; Magnoliopsida; Fabales; Fabaceae. Bases 1 to 450 code for a protein of 149 amino acids. The record is from RefSeq and is a predicted model, not a curated record.
AUGACUUCUUCCAAAACCGCUGUGUUGAUGCUUUUGGUUGCACUGUUGCUCAGUUCCGCCAUUGCUAGAUCAUCCCCCAACUCUUCUCCGUUUCCAUCACCUGCUAUUUCUCCCUCAGCUGACUCACCAGUGGCCUCUCCUUCACCAUCUGGUUCUCCCACUGCCUCUCCUGUUGUCGCUACAUCAUCGAUCUCUACCCCUCCAUCGCCUACUAUUUCUCCCCCUGCUGCUGCUCCUGCUAGCAGUCCUUCUCCUUCACCGUCUGCCAUCAACUCUCCACCAUCUCCUCAAGCUUCACCUGCAGCCACUCCUGCUAUUACUCCAUCGUCGAUCUCUAUCCCUCCAUCUAAAGCACCAUCAACGUCCACAAACGCCGCCGCCGCUUUGAACAGAUUUACAGUUGCCGGAUCUACUGCUGUCGUGGUUUUCGUUGCUGCUUUGAUGAUGUAG